AGCAUACACAAAACCAUGGUGGAAACGAAAGUCACAGAGAUGGUGAUUAAGGUGGUUGACCUUGGCUGCGAAAAAUGCCACAAGAAAAUCAAGAGAGUACUGUGUGCUAUCCCUCAAAUCCAGAACCAGACAUAUGACAAGAAGGAAAACACAGUAACAAUCACUGUGGUGUGUUGCUGUCCUGAAAAGAUCAAGAAAAAAAUAUACUGCAAAGGAGGUCGAACUGUCAAGUGCGUUGAGAUCAAGCCGCCUCCGAAACCAAAACCAGAACCAAAACCAGAAACAAAACCAGAACCAAAACCAAAACCAGAACCAAAACCAGAACCAUGCCCAUGUUGUGAAAAAUGCCGCCGAGGCCCAUGUUGUCAUCACUAUUGCAUGCCAACAGUACCUCCAUAUUGUCCUGUACCUUGUAGAAGGGCGGUGUGUGAUAUAUGGGAAGACGGUUGUUGUAGUUGCCGAAGUAGGGGUUACUAUCUGUGCAGAAGUGCAUAUGUUUGUGAAGAGUACUAUCCCUCGGCGCCAUGCACAAUCAUGUAAAGGGAAAUCAAGUUCAGAAGACCGAUGGUUUGAGUCAACGUCCAAGAUCAAACAUUGGAUUCAAAUCCAGUGGUCAUGAUGGACCUUAGUACUGUUGUUGUAUUUAUAUCAUCCCUUUAGUGUUGCUGCUGUUGUUUUGACCUCUUUCAUCUAGCUAGAUGAUGCACGACUUUGUGCCUAGCUAGUACUCUCAAGUCAAUGGUCACAGUUUUUCCAUGGUUGAUGGCUUGUUACAUGUUUGGUCAGCAAAUAUUGUUAAAUGGCUUGUUACAUCUAGAUUCAAAUCCUAGUCUUUGUUUUUUAUGCUCUCU
This is a messenger RNA of Populus trichocarpa (black cottonwood), 851 nucleotides long. Its product is annotated as protein PYRICULARIA ORYZAE RESISTANCE 21. The record is from RefSeq and is a predicted model, not a curated record. Lineage: Eukaryota; Viridiplantae; Streptophyta; Magnoliopsida; Malpighiales; Salicaceae. Gene Ontology annotation, molecular function: metal ion binding. Bases 16 to 540 code for a protein of 174 amino acids. The transcript has 3 exons.